CAAUCAACUUAAUUUAUCAUUUCUAAUUCUAAGAACCAAUUACAAUUUUGGAUAAUGGGUGUCACCACAUACGAUGUUGAAAUCGUUUCCUCGAUCUCACCAGCAAAGUUAUUCAAGGCCUUUGUACUAGAUGUCGAUAACCUCGUUCCUAAGAUCAUGCCCCAAGCCAUCAAGAGUAUUGAGACAAUUGAAGGCAAUGGAGGACCAGGAACUGUCAAGAUAAUCACUUUCGGUGAAGGUAGUCAGAUCCAAAGUGUGAAGCACCGAGUUGAUGGGAUAGACAAGGAGAACUACACCUAUAGCUACAGCAUAAUCGAGGGUGAUGUUUUGAAGAACGGGCUAGAGAGCCUCUCAUAUGAGAUCAAGAUCUCUGAGGGCUCCAACGGAGGGUCGGUUUGCAAGAACACGAGCAAGUAUGUGAGCAAGGGGGAUGUGGUGCUCUCGGAGGAGGAAAUCAAGGAAGGGAAAGAGAAGUCGUCGGCCAUAUACAAGGCUAUUGAAGCCUACCUAUUGGCAAACCCCGAUUACUAAGUGUGCAAAAAUGUCGCAAGUGGCUCGGUUCUAGCGAGUUUGUGUGUUUUUGUUCUUAUAAUAAGUUGUGUUUUGGGAUUUUUAUAAAUGAUAAUAAGAUUGGUGAUCUAAGUAAUCUUGAGGUUGUAAGUUGUCACCAAUGAUCAUGUAUUUUAAUUUCAUGUUUGAAUUUUCAAAGUUUUAUAUAAUUUGGAAAAUAAUAAUAUUGUUUUCAUUGUUCUUA
This is a messenger RNA of Impatiens glandulifera, 754 nucleotides long. RefSeq names its product major strawberry allergen Fra a 1-2-like. Gene Ontology annotation, molecular function: signaling receptor activity; protein phosphatase inhibitor activity; abscisic acid binding. The coding region runs from base 55 to 531 and encodes 158 amino acids. Gene Ontology annotation, biological process: defense response; abscisic acid-activated signaling pathway. The record is from RefSeq and is a predicted model, not a curated record. Lineage: Eukaryota; Viridiplantae; Streptophyta; Magnoliopsida; Ericales; Balsaminaceae. Gene Ontology annotation, cellular component: cytoplasm; nucleus. The transcript is spliced from 2 exons.